Molecule: messenger RNA, 1091 nt
Organism: Aegilops tauschii subsp. strangulata
Lineage: Eukaryota; Viridiplantae; Streptophyta; Magnoliopsida; Poales; Poaceae
Source: RefSeq, a predicted model, not a curated record
UGCCCCGAGCCCAUUUCCUCCAUGGCCCCGUCGAAGCGGACGCCCAUCUCGUACCCAGCACCCGCCGUCCGCAUGUACCAAUCCCUCCCCUGGCCCCGGCGCCGCCCCGCCCCCAUCCCCUCCCCUGGUUCUGCUCCGAUGCCGAUCCGGUAAACAACCGCCGGCAGGCUCCUCCCGUACGGCCGCCACGUCCACGCCCACCGCCGCUGCGCUCUGUACCCAACCUCCCACCAUCUUCUCAGCGACCCCGCAAGCCGUCGCCGGCUCGAACCCGCGUGUCGUGUGCCCGCUACCCCAUCCCGUCGCACCUCCCUACCCCCACCAUCUCUGACCACCGCCGCCGCCCAUUGCAUUGCAGAACCACCUGUCGUCGCCCAUUGCACUGCAGAACCACCCGUCGCCGCCUACUGCAUCGAUAGGUGAGCUUCUGGUUCCUGAUUGUGUUGUCGUGAUUGCACUCAUCCUCUAUGGGGUCCAUCAGAACUGAAAAAGAUGACACCCUGCAUUCUUGCCGAGACUGUCAAUAUGUGGGAGAGAGGGCACUGUUAACUCCUUCCCAUUGUGCUCGUCUCAUGCUCGGAGGAGGCAAGAGCAAAUCCGGUGUGAUCCGGAUCAUCGUGCAGCCAAGCACAAAGAGGAUCCACCAUGAUGCUCAAUAUGAGGACGCUGGGUGUGAGAUUUCAGAAGACCUAUCAGAGUGUGGUCUUAUCAUAGGCAUAAAGCAACCACAGUUGGAGAUGAUUCUUCCAGAUAGAGCAUAUGCGUUCUUCUCACACACCCACAAGGGCCCAGAAGGAGAAUAUUCCGUUGUUAGAUAUGGUAUUCAUUAUUGCGGGUGCGCAUUUCUGUCAAGGAAAUGGUGUGCUAAAUUGCUGGUUCAUAUUUUUCAGAUCAUGGAAGUAGGAGUGUCCUUGUUUGAUUAUGAGCUAAUUGCUGAUGACGAUGCGAAAGGAAUGCUGGCAUUUGCGAAAUUUUCUGGUAGAGCUGGGCUGAUAGACUUCUUGCAUGGUCUCGGACAGUGUAAAAACAUUAUUCAGUUCCUGAUAUUCUUAUCUCUAUGAUGCUCUCUUUGCUAUCUGGACUUAUCAGAA